Dreissena polymorpha is the source of this 1977-nucleotide messenger RNA. RefSeq names its product ATP synthase subunit beta, mitochondrial. The transcript is spliced from 10 exons. Bases 51 to 1622 code for a protein of 523 amino acids. Lineage: Eukaryota; Metazoa; Mollusca; Bivalvia; Myida; Dreissenidae. Gene Ontology annotation, molecular function: ATP binding; ATP hydrolysis activity; proton-transporting ATP synthase activity, rotational mechanism. Gene Ontology annotation, biological process: proton transmembrane transport; proton motive force-driven mitochondrial ATP synthesis. The record is from RefSeq and is a predicted model, not a curated record.
CGGGCGUUUCUAUGACCUACGUCACGUGACACAUCCUCUCGGUAGUAGCCAUGAUGCAUGCAGUUCGACGAGCGUGUGCCGGGGUUUUGAAAGGCUCUAGCAAAGCCUUUUCAGCCCCGUCUGCACAAAACACAGCUUUAAAUUUUUUACCAUCUUGCUAUGUAACACAACGCAAAUAUGCGGAAACUAAAGCAGCAGCUGCAGGUGCCAUCAGGGGCAAAGUUGUGGCCGUCAUUGGUGCCGUCGUGGAUGUACAGUUUGAUGACAACUUGCCACCCAUGUUGAACGCCUUGGAAGUCCAAAACAGAACACCACGUCUUAUCCUAGAAGUAGCUCAACAUUUAGGUGAGAACACUGUGCGAACAAUUGCUAUGGAUGGUACAGAGGGUCUGGUUAGAGGUAACGUAUGCGUGGACACCGGUAGCCCCAUUUCCAUCCCUGUGGGACCAGCCACCCUUGGCAGAAUCAUGAACGUUAUUGGUGAGCCCAUUGACGAGAGGGGACCAAUUCCAACAGACAAGCGUGCAGCAAUUCACGCUGAGGCACCUCCAUUCGUUGAGAUGAGUGUACAACAGGAGGUGUUGGAGACUGGAAUUAAAGUUGUAGAUCUCCUUGCUCCGUAUGCCAAGGGAGGAAAGAUUGGUCUGUUUGGUGGUGCUGGUGUCGGCAAGACUGUCUUGAUUAUGGAGCUGAUCAACAAUGUCGCCAAGGCUCAUGGUGGUUACUCAGUGUUUGCUGGAGUGGGAGAGAGGACCCGUGAGGGUAACGAUCUGUACCACGAGAUGAUCACGUCCAAAGUUAUCAGCUUGACAGAUAAUACUUCAAAGGUAGCUCUGGUGUACGGUCAGAUGAACGAGCCCCCUGGCGCCCGUGCCCGUGUGGCCCUCACUGGUCUCACUGUGGCCGAGUACUUCCGUGACCAGGAGGGUCAGGAUGUGCUGCUCUUCAUUGACAACAUCUUCAGAUUCACACAGGCUGGCUCAGAGGUGUCUGCCUUGCUUGGACGUAUUCCCUCUGCCGUCGGUUACCAGCCCACCCUAGCCACUGACAUGGGUACUAUGCAGGAAAGAAUUACCACCACAAGGAAGGGAUCCAUUACUUCAGUACAGGCCAUCUACGUGCCCGCAGAUGACUUGACUGACCCGGCCCCAGCCACAACGUUCGCUCACUUGGACGCCACCACUGUGCUGUCCCGCGGCAUCGCCGAGCUGGGUAUCUACCCCGCCGUGGACCCCCUGGACUCCACCUCCCGUAUCCUGGACGCCAACGUCAUCGGAGCGGAGCACUACGGUGUGGCACGUGACGUACAGAAAGUCUUGCAGGACUACAAGUCCCUGCAGGAUAUCAUUGCCAUCCUGGGUAUGGACGAGCUUUCAGAGGAGGAUAAGCUCACUGUAGCCCGCGCCCGUAAGAUGCAGAAGUUCCUCUCCCAGCCCUUCCAGGUUGCUGAGGUCUUCACCGGGUCCAUGGGCAAAUACGUGCCCCUGAAGGAAACUGUGUCUGGAUUCAAGAAGAUCUUGGAUGGUGAAAUGGACCACAUCCCCGAAGUGGCUUUCUACAUGGUGGGAAAUAUCGAAGAAGUUGUACAGAAGGCCGAACGUCUAGCAAAUGAACAGAAGUAAAUAAUGUUUAAAUGUUAUAAGAACAUUUUAUGAAGACUGACAAUUGCUGCUAUGUGAUUUCUGUGGAAAGACGCAGUUCAGUGUUGCAAGGUUAAGUUAUUCCAUCUUUAAAAAAAAAAAGAGUGACAAUACAUUUAGUGAUAGCCCUUUUUGCUACAUGUUAAGUUAACUCACUGUAAAAAAAUGUGUUAUUUUUGGAAUAUAAUAAUUCAUUACACACUUGGCUGAACCGGCAUUGGCGACCUGCCAAAAUGAGGAUGAACAUGUAUGUAUAAUGGUGGGAUGACACGUGUAUGUAUCUGUGAAAACUGUUAAUUUAGUGCUGAAGUGGUUUUGAAUUAAAGAACAAAAAAGA